AGAGAGAGGACGUGCUGCGCUCGCUCCGUGUCAGGGGUGUGUGAGAGAGAGAGAGCGAGAGCAACUUUUUUGGAAGGUGGCUCCUGCACCUGCCACGCGCGGAACACCUGUACACGUGCUGGCGUCUGAUGGAUAGCUUGGCCUUUUGUGAGUGUGCGAGCGGAGUUAGUGAUCGGCCGCUAUGGAGAGUUUUGAGAGUGAAGUUAAUAAUGGUGCUUGAUUUACUGGGUUGAAAUGGACCGCCUUCGGUUUUGACGCUCGGUGAAAUAAGGAAAGAAAAUUACGUACUCUGUUACAUCGUCUCAGCUCUCCAGAAUAGGAAAGUAUUAUGAUAUAUUCGUUGAUAAAAGGAAAAAAAAACAAAACAAAACUCGAUGAAGAAUUAAAUUAGUAAUCGAACGAUUGGAGGAAUAAUUUUGAAAGAUAAAAAAAACCCUGGACGCAAUCUGAUCCAUUAACGUAAUGUUUAUUUGAAAACACGUGGAUUGCAAACUGUGCAACUUGUUUGUCAGGAAAGAAAGCAACCCUGUCUGGUGGUCAGGUGCUGAUUACAGAAGAGAAGAUGAAGUGAAACUGGCAAGAGGGCAGCCGACUUCCCCUCGUCCUCCCCUCUCUCCCCCCUGAACCUCCCCCCCCCCCAAAAAAAAAAAAACAACACCUCCCUUCGCCUCCCCAAACGCAUUCUAGACUCAUCACCCCCCCUUCCCUUCCCCCUUCGCAGCUCACCUUAUCAACCACCCCCACCUUCAUUUCCCCCCCUCUUCCCCUCCCCUCCCCUCGUUUCCCCUCACACCCAUCGUUUUCCUUCGCGUUUUUUCCCCCUUGGAGAUAAAACCGUCAAAAUGAAGUGUUUCGGAGACAAGACUCGCACUUAUCACUGCAAGGUGGUGCUCCUCGACGAGCAGGAGCUGAUUCAGGAGAUACAGGACACCACCACGGGGCAGGACCUCCUGGACACCGUCUUCAAGCACCUCAACCUCCUCGAGACCGCCUACUUCGGCCUCCGCUACCUCGACCCCACGAACCAGACGCACUGGCUGGACCCGGCCAAGAAAGUGGUGAAACAGCUCAAAGGCACGUCGCCCUUCACGCUGUACUUCAGUGUGAAGUUCUAUGCCGCCGACCCGACCAAGCUGGUGGAGGAAAUCACGAGGUACCAGUUCUUCCUGCAGGUGAAGCAAGACAUCCUGCAGGGUCGUCUUCCCGUCUCGCAGGAGCUGGCGGCGGAACUGGGGUCCUACGCGGUCCAGUCCGAGCUGGGAGACUACGACCCCCGGCGGCACUCCCCCGGCUACGUCUCCGAGUUCCGCUUCAUGACGACGCAGACGGUGGCCCUGGAGAACAAAAUCGCAGAGCUCCACAAAACCCUCGUGGGUCAGGUGCCGUCGAAGGCCGAGAUGUGCUACCUGGAGAAGGUGAAAUGGCUCGACAUGUACGGCGUGGACCUCCACCCUGUGCUGGGCGAGGACAACAUCGAGUACUUCCUCGGCCUGACUCCCUCGGGGGUCAUCGUACUACGGAACAAGGCCAAAGUGGGAAACUACUUCUGGCCGAGGAUCUCCAAGGUGUACUUCCGGGGACGUUUCUUCAUGCUGAGGGUGCGCGACAAGAACAACUCGGAGAACACGUACGGCUUCGAGACGCCGAGCAAGGCUGCGUGCAAGCACCUGUGGCAGUGCUGCGUGGAGCACCAUGCCUUCUUCCGCCUGACGCAAGCUUCCGGAAAUUCGCCCGCAGCCAUUUUCUCGCUGGGAUCCAAGUUCAGGUACAGCGGCAGGACAGAGAAGGAGGCGGCGCAGGAGGCCAAGGUAGGCGCAAGGACCCAGCCCGAGUUCACAAGGAUGCCCAGCAGAAGGUACCAGCGCCGCAUCGUAGAAGGAGCCCAGGAUACCCCGCGAGUGGAGGACGUGGAGAUCAAGCCCGAGACCAGGAACACCGUGCAGCUGCCGACGCCUGUGACCUCGGUGUCCCACAUGUACAGGAGCGCCUCUUUGACGCUGGCACCCCGCAGCGACUCCCCGCGCAGCACCCGCUCCGCCCCGUACCCCGCCGGCGUGGCUGCGUCAGGAGGCGGCGGCAGCGUCCUCAACAGGUCCUCGCGCGGAGAGUCGCCCCGCUCGGUCCGGUCCGCCGCGCCCGCCACCGACUCGCACUCCUACAGGGUCUCCCGCCGCACCUCCAGCGUCGACAGCCAGUCGUCCGUCGACUCGAGGGGACAUCGCAGGCACCGCAGGAGCCGCGGCAGGUCCUCUGAUGGAGAGAGCGAGGCCAGCAGUAAGUGCUCGUCGCGAGGGCACCGCCGCCACCGCCACCGUCACCAUUCCGACGAUUCCGAUCACCACCGCCACCGCCACCGCCGUCGCCGCCACAAGUCCGGUGGAGGCAUGGUCAACGACGCCCAGUGGGUGCAGGCUCAGGCCAGCCAGGGCCAGGUCAGAGGCAACACCGCCACCGUGCGAGACCUGACCCACAAGAGCGGCUACCAGCCCUCUGGCCACGACACCGAGGCCGACUCGCACCACCACCAACACUCCAACAAGAAGCGCCACAGGAAGCACAGGUCACGAUCUAGGUCACCCUCGGAGGCCAAAAACAGCCGGUUGCCAGACGAGCUGCGGCGACACCUCGAGUUCGAGAUGCAAGGGACUCAGGGGCUUACGGAGGCGGAGCUGAAGGAGAUCCCCUACACCAAGGUGGAGACGGCAAAGACGAUCAAGAUCAAGUACACUUCGCCCAAGACCAAGAGGCACAAGAGUCCCAGACGUUCCAAGAGCAAUUCCAGUGACAGGAAGGCCACUCCUCCUGCCGACGGGGAAUCCCCUCCCCCUCCUUAUACUCCUUCGCCAACGACGAAGACAAACACCUUGCCGAAGGUCACAAAGGAGAAUGGCGGCGAUGGAGGGCCUGGCGUCAGGAACCCCGAAGGAGGGAUGGUGAACGGCACGCUCCGCCCCCCUGGACCAAGGUCCGUGCAGGCCCCCACAGUGUCCACCUCCCUGAUCAAGAGCCCCGAGAGCGGCAGCACCCGCGGCUCAACCACGGACUCCCCCAGCCAGCGCCGAGGCCACGCCGACUCCACCAAAACCCUGCGCUCGGUCAAGACUGCGACCUCCAACACGACCGGCUCCUCUACUCCUGGUUAUGGAUAUAGCAGUUCCCAUAAACCUGUCAUGGUGAACGGACCCAGCGUGAAGGCCCUGGUCACCAGCAGCGCCAACACAGCCUCGCCAACACUCCGUCGGGAGGCCGCAACACCUGAGCCUCCUGCCUUCCUGGACGACGCCGGCGGGGGCUUCGUGUCCGGCAACGGCUAUGUUCCGACGUCUGCUGCAAUCUUGAAAAAUGGUGUCAAUGACAGAGGCUCUCAUUUUACUGCUGUUUUAAAACCUCAGCCGAGUCCUCAGUCUUCGGUGACAUCAGGCAUCAGCGUUGGUAGCUCCAGUACAUCAACAGCGGUAAUGAGUGACACAAAUGGCUACAUCAACUCCUUUGACCAGGGAUCAGUCAAGAUCAAUGGGUCCCACAAUGGCGGCUCAUACAUGGAUAGCAUGCACAUAAAUGGCAGUGGGAACAAGACAUGCCUCCCACUCAAUGGCUACUCUACAAAGGGCAGUGGGAUUAUUGGACCUCUGUCCAGUGAAUUUAUUCCAAUAACCAACAACAAGAUCAGCAGCCAGAUGAAUAAUGGAAAUAAAGGCCAUCAUCAGCUGAGCAGCUUCCAGAAUGGCCGCACAAAUGCCUUUGACCAAGAAUAUAUUAGUGGAUGUGUGUUGAAUGGUCAUAUGAAGGACAGUGGAAACAGCACUGGGAACUUCAGAACCUUUGGUAAUGGCCAUCUAAAUGGGUUUUCAAAGGUUUCUCUCAAUGGUCAUGUGAAGGACCAUUCCAGUGACUGCUACGAGGUGGAAAGUAGCAGCAGUAAUAACAGUAAGAAUGUAAUGUUCAAGUCUGAUAAAUCACUGUUGAGGAACAACAAAAAUGUUGAUACAAAGGUUAGUGGAAACAGUGAGAGCGAUAACAGUGGCAGUGAUGUAGCAAAGGGUAAAGCCAAGAAAGGUGAAGCAGGUGAUGAAAUUAGCACUGAACUGUGAUAGUUGUGUGUUGUUCUGUGUGUAUAUAGAGUUUAUAUUUUGUUACUGAUUUUAUGAGCUGUAAAUGCCUUGUUGUAAGUGCCAAAUGUUGAAAUGAAAUUUGAGAGUUAAUUUAACAUAGAUAAGGAUAAUAGCAUUAAAAAAAAAAACAUUUCUACAAAGUAAUGUAAUGUACGUACAUAGAUCUUUUAGUUGGGGAUGUACAGAAGGCAACUUGUAAAUAUGGUAAACUCAAGUAAAGAUUAAAGUUAAGAUUUGGUCAGGUAAGGCAAAAAUAUUUCAAAUCAGCAUAUAUUCAUAUAUAUAUGCAUAUGUAUAGGUAUAUAUUUAUAUAUGUAUAUAUAUGUAUAUAUAUUUAUUGAUAUGUGUGCCCUAAAGAGGUUUAUGUAUGUAUGACAAAAAAAAAAAAGUAAACAUUAUUCAGUUAUUGCUUCUCAUGGCAGUGGUUUGCUAGGAUCUCUAAGCAGUCGGCUCUCAUGGAACGUUAGUGACAGCUUAGUCUUAGCUUUUCUCAUGUUCUAACCCAUCUCCAUAGCCAGACCUGACCAACUUUUCAUCAUUUCUGAUCUCAAGAACUCCCAGAAACCCAAAGUUCUCUCCUUUCCCCUUGCGAGGGAAGGUUGAUGUAGAGAAACAAUCACUAAUUAUGAAGUAAGUUUAAUGCAAGAGGACUAGGAUGUAUAACAGUAAAUGUGAUGGUGGUGUUAUGUAAAUAUAGUAGGCUAUCGCGCUACCUCGUGUUUGAAAUUUUGUUCACAUUCAUUGUAGCUUUUAAAGUCUAGUUUAUUCGUGACUUAGAACUUUAUUAUGCUUCUUUGCUAUCAUAUAUGUAAGUAAAAUUAGUUUUCUGCCUCUUUACAGUCUAACCCCUACUUAUUAUAAAAGCUCAUUGGCUUUACUAUUAAAUGUUGCAAAUGAUGCAUCAUCAUUGAUCAUUGCGAGUAGCAGCGAGAGUCAUGUAUAUUCAAAUAAACUACACAAGCGGGACAUGUUUCUUGGAUCUUGCACUUGUAAAUAUGCUAUAUAACCUGCACUCUUUAUAUCAAAAUUUGUAGGUAGUUGUUCAGUUGAAAACUGAUUUUUUUGUCACUGGUUGCAGCACCAAUAUGUGUCCAGUAAUAUGUACAACAUAUUUUUUUUCUAUCUCUCUCUCUCUCUCUUCUUUAUAAGUAACUUUAUACUAACAUUUUAUCAUGUGGCUGUGGAGUUCAUGUAAUAAGUAAUUUUGUGAGCCUUAGCAGGCAUCAUAAAAGCAAAUUUAAACAAAAUUGGAAAAAAAAAAUCAUAUUGUUUUCUCCUGUUAUAAACAGCUGCACCAUGCCUGUAGCAUAGAAAUAAACACUACCUAUGUUA
Messenger RNA from Penaeus indicus, 5444 nucleotides. Its product is annotated as band 4.1-like protein 4. The record is from RefSeq and is a predicted model, not a curated record. The transcript has 23 exons. NCBI's taxonomy places the organism in Eukaryota, Metazoa, Arthropoda, Malacostraca, Decapoda, Penaeidae. Gene Ontology annotation, cellular component: cytoskeleton. Bases 843 to 4091 code for a protein of 1082 amino acids.